AUGAAGGUUCUCGUUGAACAAAUCAUCAAUUUGGAAUUAAGGCUUGCUUCAACUAUUUCCCUGUUUCCCAGCUUUGUCUUGACAAUAUGUUCUUACUCUUGCCGCCUAACAUCAUGUGCGUGUUCUCAAAACGCCAUUCCCUCAUUUCCCAACUCAUAUAUAAUGUACGGAUGUGCUAUUAUUCAUAAAAUUGGGAAAGUGGCGGAUCGGGGAAUCGUCGAAAUCACAUCACCGCGUCCAUCGUUGAUGACAAUCUCUAAUGAUCAACUUUUACCCAAAUUAGUCAGGGUCGGGUCGGGAAUUAAAAAAUCUCGUAAAAGGAUGGAUGCGCGAAUCUCGAGCAAGGGUUUACCGAGUGAAUAUAAGUUAUUUGUUAAACCUUCCCAAGGCAGUGGACAUGAGUAUGAGGCAUCACACUGCACCGGAAAGAAGAAGGCAUUGUUGAUUGGAAUUAACUACGUGGGAACGGAAUUUGAGUUGAAAGGAUGUUUCAAUGAUGUUUACAGGAUCAAAAAAUUCCUGACUGAGCACUACGGUUUCAAUGAAUCCAACAUAGUCACGUUGAUGGACGAUGGUCGAAAGGAUCCUGAUACAAUUCCUACCCGAGAAAAUAUUACCAGGCACAUUAAAAAGUUGAUGGAGAAUCCUCAGAAACAUGAUUCUGGUCAUGGUGGUCAAUUGGUGGAUGAGGAUGGUGAUGAAGAAGACGGUUUCGACGAAACCAUUCUACCCCUGGAUUGGAAAGUUAAUGGACAUAUUAUUGAUGACGAAUUACACAAGCUGUUGGUGGAUCCUCUUCCUUCUGGUGUUCGCCUGACUGUGGUAUUCGACUCUUGUCACUCUGGUACUGUGCUUGAUCUGCCAUAUAUCUAUUCUACCCGUGGUACGAUCAAAAGACCUACAGUAAUAGCGAAAGGUUUACAUGCAGCCCUUAACGCCGGAGCAAAAUACUUACAGGGCGAUACCCAGGGCAUUAAGGAUUCCAUGAAAUCAUUGGUCACCGGAGCUUUCUCAGGACAGAAGAUUCGUAGGAAGGCUUUGGAAACGAAAUCAAGUCCGGCGGAUGUCGUUAUGUUUAGCGGUUGUAAAGAUGAACAGACUUCGGCUGAUGCAAACGAGGGUGGGGCAUCUAGCGGUGCAAUGUCAUAUGCAUUAGUUCAUUCGCUAGAAAAAAAUGAUCAUCCAACAUACCGAGAUUUGUUGAACGCCAUUCGAGACAUACUUCAUUCGAAAUAUGUUCAGAGACCUCAACUUAGCGCGUAA
Acaulospora morrowiae is the source of this 1263-nucleotide messenger RNA. NCBI's taxonomy places the organism in Eukaryota, Fungi, Glomeromycota, Glomeromycetes, Diversisporales, Acaulosporaceae. The record is from the annotation of a GenBank genome assembly.